Messenger RNA from Colletotrichum chrysophilum, 2040 nucleotides. RefSeq lists its product as uncharacterized. Gene Ontology annotation, biological process: regulatory ncRNA-mediated heterochromatin formation. Bases 1 to 2040 code for a protein of 679 amino acids. The transcript is spliced from 2 exons. The record is from RefSeq and is a predicted model, not a curated record. NCBI's taxonomy places the organism in Eukaryota, Fungi, Ascomycota, Sordariomycetes, Glomerellales, Glomerellaceae. Gene Ontology annotation, cellular component: nuclear RNA-directed RNA polymerase complex. Gene Ontology annotation, molecular function: helicase activity.
AUGACUGCCACACAAGUCCCUCAGACCGACCCGCGUCGCGCUACUCGUCUCUUGAAAGUCUUCAGAGAUGUCACCAAAGGAGGACGCACCCUCACGACGGCCGCUGAUGCCCGUCUCUUCCUCGAAGCGAUUCGGACGAACGAGUCCCCGGCCGCAUGCUUGGAGAUCAUCACAGCCAGCAAUGCCGCUCAGAACGUUCUUCGUCACAGCCUUCGAAUCGACUCCUCGGUCUCUUUCAUCCGCUCGCAUGUGCUCUCUUUCGUCGCUUAUCUGAGCGAACCCGCCGUCAAGAUGGCCUACAAUGGCCAGCUGCUCCAUCAGGUUCUCCAGCUCAUCAUUCAACCUCCCGUCCUCUGGGGCAAUCUUUUCAAGGCCUACGAGCAAGCUCACUUCAAUGAGGAUGAUCUUCGUGUCUUUGCAUGGCUGUGCUUCGAGCUUGCAAGCAUUCAGGGCAAAGACCAUGAUAGUAUCAUUGGCGACAUAUCGUCUGCGCUGGACCAGAACCCAUUCAAAGAAACUCAGGAUCAUAGGACCUGCGACCUGACUUAUAGGAUCAAGAAGGUUCUUGCCCUGAGAUCUUCUGCCAGCCCCGGAGAAAACCUUGAAACUGCUGGUGGCCGCCACGAUAACGACUUUGCCAACUUCCGAGAGAUCUCAAUCUUCCCCACUAGCGACGAAUUCUAUUCCAGCGAAGUCCCAUUCUACAGACGGGCAUCCGAACUUGCCGCCAUCGGGGCUGCUGACCGACCGCGACUCCAUCUCGACAACCAGUUCCGUCUCUUGAGAGAGGACUUGCUUGGCGAACUCCGCGAUGACCUGAAGGUGGCCAUCGGAAGGAAGAGAGGAAAGAAGAGUCCUCAGAUCCUCAGCGGACUUGUCCCGUUCGGUAUCGAUACUGGCGAUGAAAAACGAGGACGCUCGACUGCCUUGCUUCUUCAUUGUCAUUCCGGAUUGGAAAUAUUGCGUCCUCUUUCUCUCGCCAAGCGCAAGAAGUUCCUGGAAGACAACAAAGGGUUCCUUCGUCACCAAUCUUUCGGCGCUCUUUGCGGCGACAACAACAUCGUCGCCUUUGCAUUCCUGGUCAGGGAUGUUGACCAGCUAGUGAAAGGACCGCCUGCAAUUGCUUUGCAGUUUACUAGCAGCGAGGCCCUCGCUAGAGCCCUGAACGCUCUUCAAUCACCCAAGGACCUCCGGUUCGUGCUGGUGGACACCCCCGUCUUUGCCUAUCAACCAGUUCUCGAAUGCUUGCAAGAUAUUACUGAGAUGCCCAUGGAGGGAGGCCUUCUCCACCUACCAGACGAUGAUGAGGAUAGCCGGCCUAAGCCUCUCGAGCUCUCGCCGAGAGCACAGGCUCAUGUGAAAAUAUUGGAGAAGAUGAUAGAGCGAGGCUCAUCAGUGAAGGGUCUCGCCAUAGGCGGCAAAAACUUCCGGCUCGAUGAUUCCCAGACCAAGUCUGUGCUGCAUGCGCUUCAGAGCCCAAUCGCCCUCAUUCAAGGCCCGCCUGGUACUGGGAAAUCCUUUGUUGGCGCAUUGGCGGCAAGGAUUCUUCGGGACAACAGCAAGCGUAUCCUGGUUCUCAGCUACACCAACCACGCUCUCGACCAAUUCCUCGAAGACUUGAUGAACAUCGGUAUCCCGUCUGGUGACAUAGUGCGCCUCGGCUCCAAGUACAAUGAAAAGACGGAGAAGCUGCUACUUGACAAGCAGCUAAGGAGCAGCUCUUUCAAGAAGACUCGGGAGGCAUGGAUGAUGAUCGACGCGGCGAAGUCCGAUUUGGCCGACAUACGUGAGGAACUCCAGAAUGCUUUCAAUGCCCUUGCCAAGGGCAAGGUCAGCUUUGUCGACCUGUUGGAUGCCCUCGAAUUUUCGGACGACGACCAAAACUUUUACGAUGCGUUCGCUCUCCCAGAGCAAGAGGAUGGCUUUCAACUUGCAGGAGGCUCAAGAAGGGUCAUGUCGGCCGACUAUCUGAUAGAACGAUGGGCACAAGGCAAAGAUGCUGGCGAGCUGAGGAAGACAAUUUCAAAGGGCAGCAAAUAA